Peromyscus eremicus (cactus mouse) is the source of this 2397-nucleotide messenger RNA. Its product is annotated as zinc finger protein 54-like. The transcript has 4 exons. Bases 59 to 2179 code for a protein of 706 amino acids. The record is from RefSeq and is a predicted model, not a curated record. Gene Ontology annotation, biological process: regulation of immune system process; negative regulation of transcription by RNA polymerase II; regulation of cytokine production. Lineage: Eukaryota; Metazoa; Chordata; Mammalia; Rodentia; Cricetidae.
GCAAGCCAUCUAUUCAUUGUUCCUGAAAGAGAAACUCAAAGAACAGAAACAGAAAGAAAUGGCUGAUUCUGCAGUUAAUCUGUCCCAGGCACUCCAGGCAGUCUUGCCCGGAGAGACUGUCAAAGAGGACCACCUACCCUGCCAGGAGAGACACCCACCAGAUGAGCCAGAGAUACAACCUAUUGACUGGGUUUGGGUCAAGAAAUAUAUGGCCCAGCAGCUAGGAGGAAAGUGUACUGGACUGUUCCAGGUGAUCUUGGCCACACCGACUGCUGUUAAAGUGGCUGACAGGCCUUACUGGAUUCAGCAGAAUCAUCUACAGCUGACAAAACCUGAACAUGUACCCAAGGAAUGGGUGGUAAGGCCCCUGGGACCUACCAAGGGUCUGUUGACCUUCUGGGAUGUAGCCGUGGACUUCUCCCAGGAGGAGUGGGAAUGCCUGGACUCUGCUCAGAGGACUUUGUACAUUGAUGUGAUGUUGGAGAAUUACAGCAACCUGGUCUAUGUGGAGAACUAUUGCAUAUGUGAUACUGUCCAUCAACAUGUGAAGACUGAAAAGGAGUCUUGUCAGUGUCAUGAGCUUGGCAAAGUGCUUCAUGAUUGCUCCACAUGUGCACUUUAUAAAACAAGUGAAACUACAGAAAACUCUAAUAACUACAGAUGCAAUAAUCACAGGGAUGCCUCCAUUGACUUAACAAACCCAGAUAGACAUGAUAGCAUGCACACUGGAGAAGAGUCUUACAAAUCUAAAGACCAUGAGAAAUCUUUAAAUUUGUGUUCCAAUGUUACUCAAGAUCAGAGACUCUACAUUGCAAAGAAAGAGCACAAGCAGGGAGAAUAUAGUGACUAUUUUGACUCUACAUACAGUUGUUUGCAACAAAAAUUCUACAUUGGAGAGAAACCACACCAAUGUGGGAAAUGUGGGAAAUACUUCAGUACUGCCCUAAGCCUCACUGUACAUCAAAGAAUUCAUACUGGAGAGAAGCCUUACAAGUGUAAAGAAUGUGACAAAUGCUUUACUGUGAAGUCAACUCUUACAAAGCACCAGAGAAUUCAUACUGGAAAGAAACCCUACAAGUGCACCGUUUGUGACAAAUCCUUUACACAGUCCUCAAGUCUGAAAACACAUCAAAGACUUCAUACUGGGGAGAAACCUUACAAAUGCAGAGAAUGUGGAAAGUCCUUUCAUCAGUCCUCAGCACUUAAAAGCCAUCAGAACAUGCAUACAGGAGAGAAGCCUUACAAAUGUAAGGAAUGUGACAAAUCCUUUUCUCACUAUUCUAACUUCAGGAGACAUCAGAAAAUCCAUACUGCUGAGAAACAUUAUAGGUGUCAAGAAUGUGGCAAAGUCUUUCAUUGGCUUUCACACUUAAGAAGACAUUACAGACUCCAUACUGGAGAGAAGCCUUACAAAUGCAAUGAUUGUGACAGUUCUUUUAUUCACUAUUCAUCAUUUAGAAGACAUCAGAAAACUCAUUCUCUAGAGGAAUUGUAUGAAUGCAAAGAAUGUGGUAAAUGCUUUCUUGACUUAUCACAUCUUAAAAGGCAUUACAGGAUCCACACUGGUGAGAAGCCUUACAAAUGUGAGGUAUGUGAUAAAUCCUUUACAUUGAACUCAACUCUUCGAAGGCAUCAUAAAAUCCAUACUGGGGAGAAACCUUACAAAUGUGAGAUAUGUGACAAAUCCUUUUCUGUGACCUCAAAUCUUAGAACACAUCAGAAAAUUCAUACUGGAGAGAAACUUUACAAAUGUAUGGAGUGUGGCAAGUCCUUUACCCAGGACUCAUAUCUUAGAAUACAUCAGAGAAUUCAUACUGGAGAGAGACCUUACAGAUGCAGAGAAUGUGAAAAGUCAUUUCUUCAGGUGUCAGCACUUAAACGCCAUCAGAAAAUGCAUACUGGAGAGAAACCUUACAAAUGUAUGCAAUGUGACAAAUCCUUUACCCAGGACUCGCAUCUUAGAACACAUCAGAGAAUUCAUACUGGAGAGAGACCUUACACAUGUAGAGAAUGUGACAAAUCUUUUACUGAGUGCUCUACUCUUAGACAACAUCAGAAAAUUCAUACUGGAGAGAGACCUUACAGAUGUAUAGAAUGUGACAAAUCCUUUCCCCGUAACUCACAUCUUAGAAUACAUCAGAAAAUUCAUACUGGAGAGAGAACUUACAAGUGCAAAUAAUGUGGCCUGUCCUUUAUUCAGAUUUUGAAACUUAGAAAACAUUAGAAAAUUAAAACUGGAGAAAAAAAUACCAUUGCAAAUAAUGUGACAUAGCUUUAUCUGGAAUUGUCUACUCAGAAAUCACAAUAAUAGAAACACAAAGAUGCAAAACUUGUGAAUGUCUUUAAUGAAGGUAUAAAUCUUAAAAGAUUUCACAGGGUUUAUAAGAAAAUAAAAUU